Messenger RNA from Psammomys obesus (fat sand rat), 2693 nucleotides. It is a transcript of the gene Mbnl3, whose product is annotated as muscleblind like splicing regulator 3. Gene Ontology annotation, molecular function: metal ion binding. The record is from RefSeq and is a predicted model, not a curated record. NCBI's taxonomy places the organism in Eukaryota, Metazoa, Chordata, Mammalia, Rodentia, Muridae. The transcript is spliced from 7 exons. Bases 82 to 1110 code for a protein of 342 amino acids.
AUUCACUUAGACUCCUUGAACCAUCCACAGUCAUAUUAUUGUCCGAAAGAAGGUGCACUUAAUUACCAUUUUGCUUUCAGUAUGACAGCUGUCAAUGUUGCUCUAAUUCGUGAUACCAAGUGGCUGACUUUAGAAGUCUGUAGAGAAUUUCAGAGAGGAACUUGCUCUCGAGCUGAUGCAGAGUGCAGGUUUGCCCAUCCGCCAAGAGUGUGCCAUGUGGAAAAUGGCCGUGUGGUGGCCUGUUUUGAUUCACUGAAGGGUCGGUGCAUUCGCGAGAACUGCAAGUACCUGCACCCUCCGCCACACUUAAAGUCGCAGCUGGAAAUUAGUGGGAGAAACAAUCUGAUUCAACAGAAGACUGCCGCAGCCAUGUUCGCCCAGCAGAUGCAGCUUAUGCUCCAAAAUGCUCAGAUGUCAUCCCUUGCAUCUUUUCCUAUGAAUCCAUCAGUUGCACCUAAUCCUGCCAUGCCUUUCAAUCCUUACAUACCUCAUCCUGGGAUGGGCAUGGUUCCUGCUGAGCUUGUACCAAAUGCUCCAGUUCUGAUUUCUGGAAACCCACCUCUUGCGUUGCCAGGAAUUCCUCUUCCAAAACCGACUCGUACAGAUAGACUGGAGGUUUGCCGUGAAUUUCAGCGUGGAAAUUGUACCCGUGGAGAGAGUGAGUGCCGCUAUGCUCACCCUACGGAUGUUUCCAUGAUUGAAGUCACUAAUAAUACCGUGACAAUCUGCAUGGAUUACAUGAAAGGCCGAUGCGUCCGGGAGAAAUGCAAGUACUUUCAUCCUCCUCUACACUUGCAAGCCAAACUCAAGGCAGCUCAUUACCAGAUGAACCAUUCGGCUGCCUCUGCAAUGGCCCUGCCACCUGGUACACUUCAGCUGAUACCAAAGAGGUCAGCCUUUGAAAAGGCCAAUGGUGUCACCCCGGUCUUUAAUCCAAAUGUUUUCCACUGCCAACAGGCUAUGGCUAACAUGCAGAUUCCGCAGCCUGCAUAUGUCCCUACAGUGCCCAUGAUGCACAGUGCUACACCUUCCACUGUGCCUGCAGCAGCAGCGCCUGCCACCAGCGUUCCCUUCGUUCCAGCAGCUACAGGCAAUCAGUUGAAAUUCUGAGCAGCAGAGGUACAGAAUAUCAGGAUCUCUCAACAAGAAACUCAACAUGGCCUUUCUAUAUAUAUUCUCAUAUGUCCUUUUCUACCAACAGAACAAUAAGCAUGGUGCAGUCAAUAUAUUAAAGCACAUAUACCAGUUGACAAAUUCAAAUUUUAAAAAUCUGUGGAGAUGUUAAAGCAAAGAGAAAAUUAACCACUAUAUGUUAUCUUAUCUGGAUUAAUUGCAUAUGAUUUAGCAUAUAGAAUACAAGCUUUGUCGUGUAUAUGAAUUGUCAAAUCCAUGUUAUAUGAAUUUGCCAUCUGAUAUGAAUUACCAUAUUGAAUAUAACCAUAAAAAUUUGUGAUUUUCUUCCAGUAAUGAUUUAUGCUAAAUGAAUUCCCACAGUGUACUGUAGGCUCACUGUACAUUCUUGGUGGAUAAAUUCUGGUUUUGAAGUAUUACUUUACUGUUUUGUUUACAGGAUAGUCUAUUGGAUUGAUAUAGAAUGUAACUAAUAUUUCCAGUACCAUUUCCUCCAUUGGUAUAUUGUAUUAAAUUGGGCUCUGUUUUGCUUUUCCAUGCUAUAGUGUUUUGUUGUUUAUACAUGGUGUUUGAUUUUAAUUAGAAUGUCAUAAGUGGGGAACAGAAGUGUAUGUGAUUGAAAAACAUAAUAGGUUCAUGUUAAUAUGCUUUAAAACAUUCUGUAAGUUUCAUGAGGCAUACAUUUAAAAGGCCUCACUUUUGAAUGUGCACAGAAGUGUUCAUAGAUAUGUAUGUAUAGAAUCUUACCUGUAGAUCUGGCCUUGCACAGUCAAUAAUAUACUAAAUUUUUAAAAGAGAAAACAAUUGCCUACAUAUGAUAGGAAAGUUCAAAUGUUAACCUCAAACUGUCCUCUUAAAUAACUUGAAAAGUAUUCACAUUUUAAUAAAUUUCUUAGUACUUAUAAAGAUUAAGUAGAGUAGCCAUUACAUUUAUUGUGUCACAGGAAUCCUAUCUCUCAGCUUGAGUGUCUAAAAUUGUCAUUUGGCAUCUUCAGCUGAGAGAAACUGGUACUUACUAGUUUAAAUGUAUGCUAAUCAUAGGUUAUAAAUGAAGCGGAGAGAUGUGGGUGUGGAGACAGUUUUUAAUGUACUGGCACAAAGUGUGUAAAACCUUCACAUAGUAACCUUUGCACAAGUGCCAUUUUCCAAAUGCAAAUGGCUCAUGCUCUUUAAACUCUUCUUUGAAUAAUAAAUAAGAUGCAGCCUGGCAAAAGUCAAUCCAGGUGGAAAGAGAAUUGUUUCCAAAUGAGGCCUUACCUCCCCAAAUGGACAGUCGUUUUUAUUGAUCACAGAAGGAGGCUGAGUACAGCUUUGGGCAAAUGGCAGGGAUGGGGGCAGGGAGACAUUUAAAAUGACUUUGAAUAUGCAAAAAGAACUAGAAAGGAUUUCCACCUUUGUCUUUCAUGUUAGUUUAGCUGAAUUGCCAAUAUUUCUAAAAGCAGUAGUAAAGUAGCAAGCAUUUGUGCUAUAUUGGCAAGUGUUUCUCUGCCCAAACUUUAGCAUCAGAGAUUUUGUGUGUGUGUGUGUGUGUGUGUGUGUGUGUGUUUGCUUGUUUUUGUCUC